This is a messenger RNA of Beta vulgaris subsp. vulgaris (sugar beet), 2276 nucleotides long. RefSeq names its product protein ACCELERATED CELL DEATH 6. Gene Ontology annotation, cellular component: plasma membrane. The transcript has 3 exons. The record is from RefSeq and is a predicted model, not a curated record. The coding region runs from base 224 to 2242 and encodes 672 amino acids. Gene Ontology annotation, molecular function: protein phosphatase 1 binding; protein phosphatase regulator activity. NCBI's taxonomy places the organism in Eukaryota, Viridiplantae, Streptophyta, Magnoliopsida, Caryophyllales, Amaranthaceae.
CCAGCUCCAAUUUUUUUGUCCCUCAUAGUCAUAGCUCUCAAAGCAACCAAAAAAAACUAAAAUAUAACCCCUAUAGGCUAUAGGAUAUCAUCUUCACAAAUUAUUAAACAAGGACCACAUUAUAUAUAUAUGACUAAUAAGUAAUAAGUACUGACUAGUAAGUAAAUUAAGUGGUAACUGGUAAGUGCUCUGUUCAUUAUUGAAGUUCAUUCAUUCAUGAUUCAUGGCUGUACAACAACAACACCAACAACUUCCCACUAAUGACCACCAACUACAAGGUGAUCCAAGCAGUAUCAGCAGCGCUCGUAUGAUCAGAUCAUCAUUAUCAUCGUUAUCUAUACUAUCAUCAACCACUAGCACACUACAUUCAUCACCCAAGACCACCAUCAACGCAGCCCACUAUGCAAUGCUUCUGAACAACGACAUCAAUGGCUUGAAGGGUGUAGUCGACGAGGGCGGCAAAUUCUCUGAUCUUGUCUGGGAGUCUGAUAACAGCACCAUCCUUCAUUUGGCGGCGAGUACAGGAUCAUCAAACAUCAUUGAGUUGAUCAUUCAACAAAGUCCAGAACUUCUCCAAGUUCAAAACUUGAAUGGUGAUCUUCCUAUCCAUGUUGCUGCAAAAUCUUGUCAGCUAGACGCUGUUAAGAAAUUAGUUCUUGGUGAUAUUUCGAUGUUGGAGAGGGAAAAUCAUGAUGAUUAUAAGAACACUGCCCUUCAUAUUGCAUUAGAGAAUCAGCAAGAGGAAAUGGCUAAGUUUUUGUUCAGGAAAUGCCCUAAAACAUUUUACCAGUUGAAUAAGCAGGGGAUUUCUCCACUUUAUUUGGCGAUUAAAGCAGAAUUUUGGGAGCUUGUUAGAGACAUGCUUUCUGAAGAUGUAGUUGCAGCAUAUCCGGAUGCUGAGAAUCAAUUGUUGGAAGGGAAAUCAGUUGUUCAUGCUGCAAUUAUCGCCAAAAAGAUAGAUAUCUUGGAAAUGAUAUUGAAAGAAUAUAGUGAACUUUUAUAUAAGACGACAGAUGAAAUGGGAAGAAGACCACUAUCAUAUGCGGCUUAUAUAGGCUUCCAUGAUGGGGUUAAGUACAUCAUCGAUACAUUCAUAAACCAAGCAUUCAAAAUCGACAAUAAUGGCUUCUUUCCUAUCCAUUCGGCAUGCAGCGGAGGCAAUAUGAAAGUAGUCAAGGAGUUCUUUACAAAGUUGCCUACGAAUUCAAGGUUAUUGCUGAACAAAAAGGGCCAAAACAUCCUUCAUGUGGCAGCUGCAAGUGGGAAAGCUGAGGUUGUUAAGUAUGUUUUACGACAGCCGGAACUCGAGACGAUGAUCAACAUGAAAGAUGAAGAUGGCAACACUCCAUUGCUUUUGGGUGCCAAAGAGAAACAUCCUGAAGUGGUUUAUGUUUUAACAUGGGAUGAAAGAGUCAAGUUAACCGUCCAGAACAAGGGUGGAUGUACAGCUCUUGACAUUGCUGAGGAUUAUGGAGACGAUGUUCCUUCAUUUGACGAGCGCUUGACUUGGUUGGCUUUAAGAUAUGCGGGUGUCCCAAGAGCCCCCCAAUUGCACUACUUCAACAUAAACUAUAUUGACGCAGAAUUAACCACACAUAACCUCAGUAGUGCACCCUUACUUGUAAACAAUCACCAUAGGUCAACCACCUUUAUGGCGCAAAACCAACCACUAACCCUAGUGCAAAGCCAUUCCAAAACAAAACGAAAAAUUAAGUACAAAGAGAGAAUCAACACACUUUUAUUAGUUUCCACCCUAGUAGCCACAGUAACCUACGCUUCCGGCUCCAGCAUCCCUGGUGGCUAUAACAACGACAAGCCCGACGAAGGCAUGGCCACUCUAGCCCACAAGUGUGCCUUUCAAGUCUUUGUGAUCACCAACACCAUUGCCAUGUAUAGCGCCAUCCUUGCUGCGGUCACCCUCAUAUGGGCUCACCUUGAUGAUCUCAGGCUCGUCCUAUUAUCACUCGACUUCGCGCUUCCAUUGCUCGGUAUAUCCCUCGCCAUGAUGUCUGUAGCAUUCAUGGCGGCUUUGUAUGUGGUGCUGCACACUAUAGUUUCUUGGUUAGGUAUUAUGGUGUUAAUUAUGGGAGGGGUCUUCUUAAGUGCACUCUUUGUUUUCUUUAUUCCUCUAUAUUCACCAACGUCUUGCAUUAGGAUUAAAAUUUUGCGUUAUGUCUUUCAUGUUCCCUUCACUCUCAUGCUGUUAGCUUGUGAGAAGGGAAUAAGUGGAGUGCAUUAUUGAUAAUAUAUGGAUGUUUUAGAGGACAAAUGCUAAA